AUGCUCGUCUUUCUGGCUGCUUUUGUCGCGCUAGCGUCUGCUAACUGUCCUCUUGGUACUGUCUAUCACCAGGAAUUCAAUCGGUGCUAUAAAUUCGACAGCACAGCGCAGCCUUUCUAUCUAGCCGAGGAGGCUUGCAUUUCAAUCGGUGGACAUGUGGUGUCAAUCUCCAAUGGCUAUGAAAAUGCCAUGCUCUCAGAAACUGCUCCAAGCGCAGAAAUUGCAACGUUCUCUCCCAGCGAUUCACACAUUGAGCUCGAACACGUUGGAGCUGGUGCGGUGACGCGCUCUCCUCCGGUCAACUACACCAAUUGGGCGACAGGACAGCCAGCUGAUGGAACUACUUGCGCCGUACAGAAUAGUAAAGAUGGUACUUGGACAUCGGUGUCGUGCAACAGUGCCUACGCUUACGUUUGCGCUGUGACAGCCAGUUUCCCAGCGCCAACAUGUCCUCCGUGUCCAACUCCAGCCGGGGUUUUGUCCAACUAUGUCCACCCAUCGUCGGCCACUGCGAUUCCGGAUGGGCUUAUUUCGACAAGACUCGACCUGAGUAAUGCUACAGAUACUUCCUUUUCGCUACCUUCGACAAUGCUGAGACUGUUUGUAUGUCAGAAGGAGGGCACCUUACAUCAAUUCACAGCCAAGAGGAGAACAUAUUUGUUGCCGACAUCUCCAAAGCCGGAGUGGAAUACAAGAAAGAGGAUGAUCUGA
Messenger RNA from Cooperia oncophora, 711 nucleotides. NCBI's taxonomy places the organism in Eukaryota, Metazoa, Nematoda, Chromadorea, Rhabditida, Trichostrongylidae. The record is from the annotation of a GenBank genome assembly.